Molecule: messenger RNA, 1816 nt
Organism: Arabidopsis thaliana (thale cress)
Lineage: Eukaryota; Viridiplantae; Streptophyta; Magnoliopsida; Brassicales; Brassicaceae
Gene: KNAT2
Product: homeobox knotted-like protein
Exons: 5
Coding region: 150-1082 (310 amino acids)
Biological process (GO): regulation of DNA-templated transcription
Cellular component (GO): nucleus
Molecular function (GO): DNA-binding transcription factor activity, RNA polymerase II-specific; DNA binding
Source: RefSeq, marked reviewed
AUCUAUUUCCAUUGUCUCUAUCUCUCUCUCUCUUUGAAGCAGUUUGUUACUUCUUACUUUUGUGUUUCUUCAUAUUCUUCAGAAGCAAGCACAAGGCUAGGGAUCGAAGAAGCGGCGAUCACUGAUCGUAUCUCACUACGAUCACAUUAAUGGAUAGAAUGUGUGGUUUCCGCUCGACGGAAGACUAUUCGGAGAAAGCGACGUUGAUGAUGCCGUCCGAUUAUCAGUCUUUGAUUUGUUCAACCACCGGAGACAAUCAAAGACUGUUUGGAUCCGACGAACUCGCUACCGCUUUGUCCUCGGAGUUGCUUCCGCGUAUUCGAAAAGCUGAGGAUAAUUUCUCUCUUAGUGUCAUCAAAUCCAAAAUCGCUUCUCAUCCUUUGUAUCCUCGCUUACUCCAAACCUACAUCGAUUGCCAAAAGGUGGGAGCGCCUAUGGAAAUAGCGUGUAUAUUGGAAGAGAUUCAGCGAGAGAACCAUGUGUACAAGAGAGAUGUUGCUCCAUUAUCUUGCUUUGGAGCUGAUCCUGAGCUUGAUGAAUUCAUGGAAACCUACUGUGAUAUAUUGGUUAAAUACAAAACCGAUCUUGCGAGGCCGUUCGACGAGGCUACAACUUUCAUAAACAAGAUUGAAAUGCAGCUUCAGAACUUGUGCACUGGUCCAGCGUCUGCUACAGCUCUUUCAGAUGAUGGUGCGGUUUCAUCUGACGAGGAACUGAGAGAAGAUGAUGACAUAGCAGCGGAUGACAGCCAACAAAGAAGCAAUGACCGCGAUCUGAAGGACCAGCUACUACGCAAAUUUGGUAGCCAUAUCAGUUCAUUGAAACUCGAGUUCUCUAAAAAGAAGAAGAAAGGGAAGCUACCAAGAGAAGCAAGACAAGCGUUGCUCGAUUGGUGGAAUGUUCAUAAUAAAUGGCCUUACCCUACUGAAGGCGACAAAAUAUCUCUGGCUGAAGAAACAGGUUUGGAUCAAAAACAAAUCAACAAUUGGUUUAUAAACCAAAGGAAACGCCAUUGGAAGCCUUCGGAGAACAUGCCGUUUGAUAUGAUGGACGAUUCUAAUGAAACAUUCUUUACCGAGUAAUGAAAAGAGAGACAUGAAAUUGUGCAUUGUAUAAUUUUUACACUGUUUUUCCAAGAAAAGAAAACAGUAAAAAGCUUUUGGUAAAUGGGGCAUCAUCGCGAAUGAAUGGAACCCGUUAGCCAAAACGGUCAAGGGCGUAACGAGACAUUGUAUUGGAAAUAGUGGCAAUAUUAUGUCACUAAUCUUCCAAUCAUCCAAAUUGAUAGAUUUCUUAUUUGUAUUGAACCUUACUUAGAUAGCUGAUGUGUCAACUAAAUAAUUUAUUUUCAUUAUCCAUUCGGGUAGAAGAAUUCAUUAUCCAUUCGAAUUUUGUGACUAUUUGGCUCGGUUUCGGAGCCGGAUUUUUCGGAUCGGUUUUUGGAUUUCGGAUUUUAUGCCCAGCCCUACUUAUACUACUUGUAUCAAUGUCUCUAAUUGAUCAAUUGUUGCUUGCUAUUCAAAUAUCUGUCUUGGCAGUUCUCAAGAUCGUACAGUAAGGAUGUGGGAAGUUACUGGGGGUGGUAAAGAUAAAUGUUUGAAGCUUGGGUGGGUUGAAGAAAUUGCACCUAGGGCUGGAAUUAUUGAGUACUUCUUUUUUGUUACCAAGUAUGAUACAUAAGAUAACUUACCUAUACUAUCUAGCUUCUCUCAGUGGUUUAUAACAAGAUUUUAGUUUGUGCUCAACGAUUUGUAUUUUGUUUUUCUUAUACACUUAUUCAAGCCUCAUCUACCACUUAAACUAAUUUUUAAAAAGU